This is a messenger RNA of Syzygium oleosum, 2261 nucleotides long. RefSeq names its product mitogen-activated protein kinase 9-like. Bases 338 to 1852 code for a protein of 504 amino acids. Gene Ontology annotation, biological process: protein phosphorylation; intracellular signal transduction. NCBI's taxonomy places the organism in Eukaryota, Viridiplantae, Streptophyta, Magnoliopsida, Myrtales, Myrtaceae. The record is from RefSeq and is a predicted model, not a curated record. Gene Ontology annotation, cellular component: cytoplasm; nucleus. Gene Ontology annotation, molecular function: ATP binding; MAP kinase activity. The transcript is spliced from 11 exons.
AGGAGUCGGCCCACCCCCCCCGACGCCGUUUCUUGACCGUUCUUGGUCGACAGGCGGCCGCUGCUUCGGGGAAGGAAGGAAGGGGGGAAAGAGAGCUUAGGGUUUCCAGCUACAGUUGGAUCUUUUCCCCUGUUCAGAUUCAGCUCAAAAGAGAAACUGGGUCGCCAAGAAGGAGGAGGAAGAGGAGGAAGAGGAAGAAGAGGAGGAGGAAGAAAGAGGGUGUCUGUGGUUCCUGCACCUGCAGCGAGAGGAUAAGGUCAGGACCAGAGGCCACCUCCCCCUCCCCACCGUAUCCGCUUCCCCAUUUUCUUGGGUUCUUUUUUGAUAAGAUAAGAUAAUGCCGGACAAGGAAUUCUUCACCGAAUAUGGUGAGGCAAGUCAGUAUGAAAUUCAGGAAGUAAUUGGCAAGGGAAGCUAUGGCAUUGUUGCAUCAGCAAUUGAUACUCAUUCUGGAGAAAGGGUAGCUAUAAAGAAGAUCAAUAAUGUAUUUGAGCAUGUUUCUGAUGCUAUACGCAUUCUUAGAGAAAUUAAGCUGCUCAGGCUACUCAAACAUCCUGAUAUAGUAGAAAUAAAGCAUAUAAUGCUUCCUCCAUGCCCAAGAGAAUUUAAGGAUAUAUAUGUUGUCUUUGAACUGAUGGAAUCUGAUCUUCACCAAGUAAUUAAGUUCAAUGAUGAUCUCAGUCCUGGCCACCAUCAGUUUUUCCUGUACCAGCUUCUUCGAGCUUUAAAGUAUAUACAUACAGCCAAUGUCUUCCAUCGUGAUCUGAAGCCAAAAAACAUACUGGCUAAUGCAGACUGCAAGCUGAAGAUUUGUGAUUUUGGGCUUGCUCGUGCUUCAUUUAGUGAUACACCAACUGCUAUUUUUUGGACUGAUUAUGUGGCAACUCGAUGGUACCGUGCUCCUGAACUGUGUGGCUGUUUUUACUCGAAGUAUACCCCUGCUGUUGACAUCUGGAGCAUAGGAUGUAUAUUUGCUGAAAUGCUCACAGGCAAACCUUUGUUUCCUGGGAAGAAUGUCGUGCAUCAAUUGGAUCUCAUUACUGAUUUGCUUGGCACUCCUUCUUAUGAAUCGAUUGCUAGGAUACGGAAUGAAAAAGCUAGAAGAUAUCUAACUAGUUUGAAGAAGAAGCCAUCAGUUCCCUUUUCACAAAAAUUUCCUGAUUCAGAUCCAUUGGCUCUGCGUCUGCUAGAACGUUUGCUUGCUUUUGAUCCUGAAGAUCGCAUUUCUGCUGAAGAGGCUUUAGCUGAUCCAUACUUUCAAGGGUUGGCCGAUGUUGACUGUGAGCCGUCGAUGAAACCCAUUCCAAAGCUGGAAUUUGAGUUUGAGCGGAGAAAACUGACAAAAGAUGAUGUGAGGGAGCUGAUCUACCGAGAGAUUUUGGAGUAUCAUCCACAGAUGUUGAAGGAGUACCUUCAAGGGGCUGAGCAAAUACAUUUCAUGUAUCCAAGUGGAGUUGAUCAAUUCAGGCAACAAUUCGCUGAACUUGAGGAAGACUCUGGUAAAGCUCGAAGAAGUACGCCACUACACAGAAAGCAUGCCUCCUUACCCAGGGAGCGGGUCUGUCAACCCAAAGAGGAGACUCUGGAGAACAAGUCUGGAAAGCGCACCUCUACUUCCAUUUCUCGUGCAUCACUUCAUAGUCCUCCAGGUCUACAAAGUAUCGGGAGUCUGGAAUCUGCUUUAAAAAAUGGUUGUAGUGUUCAGGAUGGUUUGACCAUGCCCAGAUUCAGCUCUCAUAUCCUUUCAAGGAGUUCCAGCAUGGGUGCUUACACAUGCUCGAGCAUGAAAGGGAAAAGUUGCGAGGCUGAUUCGACUUUCAACCGAAAUGGAGAGCUGGUGAAGGGUUUCUAGCACCGGGGGAAAAGAAGUGAAAACUGCUCUUCGUAUGUAACGCAAAGUACCAGCGACACGAUUUUUGUGUUUGGUCUCUUGGUACUUAUUUAGGAUAAUGGUGACUUGCCUCCAUUCAUGCAGCAUCAGCCGCUGCAAUUGGUAUGCUGACUAUCAGCCCAUUGAUGAUGACGAAAUAUAGACAUGUUUAGUUCCUAUAGAAAGAAGAAAUAGACACAAAGCAUAUGCUUGGUUUCUAUUUUGAAUUGGAAUACUUUGGAGGGGGCCAGAAAGUUCGGCCAAGUAAAUUCUGUUAUCGUAGGGUAUGACGGCAGACAAAGGCGACAGUCUCCUUUAUGCUUUUUAUGGCUUCUGUAAUUGCAUGCUGGAACCUUUUCGAGGUUCAUUCCAACUUAGUAGUUUACUUUAA